AGAAGUUCGACAGAAAGCAGAAGCAUGAGAAUUGAGAAACGCAACAUCCAAACAGGGCCUUAAGCUGCUGCUUUCUGGCUCCCUUGUCCGAGCAAGCGACCGAGCACGUAGAGAGAGAUCGGGGUGGAAACGCAGCCAUGGGAGACGGAGGUUCCGGCAACCGCGGCGGCAACAGCAACAACAGCGGCGGCGGAAGCAACAAGCCGGAGUGGCUCCAGCAAUACGAUCUCAUAGGGAAGAUCGGAGAAGGCACGUACGGACUCGUGUUCUUGGCGCGCAUAAAGUCCCAAACCAAUCGCGGCAAAUCCAUUGCCAUCAAGAAAUUCAAGCAGUCCAAAGAUGGCGACGGUGUUUCUCCCACCGCUAUUCGCGAAAUCAUGCUGCUGAGGGAGAUAACCCACGAGAAUGUUGUGAAGCUUGUAAAUGUACACAUCAAUCACGCGGACAUGUCUCUGUAUCUUGCUUUUGAUUACGCCGAGCACGACCUUUAUGAAAUAAUUAGACAUCAUAGGGACAAAGUCAACCAUUCCAUUAAUCAGUACACUGUUAAAUCAUUACUCUGGCAGUUGCUCAAUGGACUAAACUAUCUGCACAGUAAUUGGAUAAUACAUCGAGAUUUAAAGCCCUCAAAUAUACUGGUUAUGGGUGAAGGGGAGGAGCAUGGAGUUGUUAAAAUUGCUGACUUUGGACUUGCAAGGAUAUAUCAAGCCCCUUUGAAGCCAUUAUCUGAAAAUGGGGUUGUUGUAACCAUUUGGUAUCGUGCUCCUGAGUUGCUUCUUGGAGCAAAACAUUAUACUAGUGCUGUUGAUAUGUGGGCUGUGGGAUGCAUUUUUGCUGAGUUGUUGACCCUGAAGCCACUAUUUCAAGGUGUAGAAGUCAAAGCUACCCCAAAUCCCUUUCAGCUCGAUCAACUUGACAAGAUAUUCAAGGUUUUAGGCCAUCCCACAUUAGAAAAGUGGCCUUCCUUAGCAAAUCUCCCCCAUUGGCAACAAGAUGUUCAACAUAUACAAGGGCAUAAAUAUGAUAACAACAGUCUCUAUAAUGUUGUUCACCUAUCUCCAAAAAGUCCUGCAUUUGACCUUUUGUCAAAGAUGCUUGAAUAUGAUCCUCGAAAGCGUAUUACAGCAGCACAAGCUUUGGAACAUGAGUAUUUCAAAAUUGAACCACAGCCUGGGCGGAAUGCCCUUGUACCCUGCCAACCGGGAGAGACAUUUGUGAAUUAUCCCACUCGUCCAGUGGACACAACAACCGAUUUUGAAGGGACAACCAAUAUGCAACCUCCACAGCCGAGUCAGGUUACAUCGGGAGCUGCAGUUUCUGGCAGUAUGCCUGGUGGUCAUGUGUCAAAUAGAUCUGUUCCUCGACCAAUGAAUGUUGUUGGGAUGCAAAGAAUGCCUCAUCAGGCAAUGCAAGCUUAUAAUCUUACAUCUCAGGCAGGGAUGGGUGGUGGAAUGAACCCUGGUGGCAUGCCGAUGCAGCGAGGUGUACCACAGCCGCAUCAGCAACAGCAGUUGAGGAGAAGAGACCAAAUGGGGAUGCCAGGAUACCCUCAACAAAAGUCAAGACGUAUAUAAGCAUCCUUGGACCUGUUGGCAUAGCCAAGAAGACUCCUAUAUUCGGAAUAAGCCGAUCUCCUGCUUCUUGUGGUUAGCCUGUGCUGGUAGAGAUCAAGUGAAGUAGAUUCAGAGGGUUGUCAAUACCAGAGAAACUUCAAACUUGAGCUCAAUCAGGACAAUUUAUGAACCCAAACUUCAGAUGAUUUGCUUUCAUGCAUGUGGAAGUUUGCUGCAACAGCGAGCACAAGAAUCUGGAUGCUAGAACACUAAAUCAUUCUGCUGGAGCCCCUGCAAGGGAAAUGAUUUAUCUAAGGGAGGCACAUGUAUGUUACACGUAUAAGUUGUAUCUGUAGAAUUUUCUUGCAUUUACGAGCUUUUAGGCAAGAUCAAUGUUAGACUUGUAAGGUUUCCACCAACUGACCAACCUUAUAUUUUGUAUCCAUGCCUGUAUAAAGUGGAUGUAGUAGUAGUGUAGAUUGUUGCAUCAAUUGAAAAUACUACUGUUUUUUUUUUUUCAA
Molecule: messenger RNA, 2074 nt
Organism: Arachis stenosperma
Lineage: Eukaryota; Viridiplantae; Streptophyta; Magnoliopsida; Fabales; Fabaceae
Product: cyclin-dependent kinase E-1
Exons: 16
Coding region: 138-1574 (478 amino acids)
Biological process (GO): protein phosphorylation
Cellular component (GO): mediator complex; nucleus
Molecular function (GO): ATP binding; RNA polymerase II CTD heptapeptide repeat kinase activity; cyclin-dependent protein serine/threonine kinase activity
Source: RefSeq, a predicted model, not a curated record